AUGGUGGAAACUAAUGAUGAACUUGUAAAGCCAGAGGGCGCUGACAGUAAUCAUAUGCCAAGAACUCUAGUAGCACCUGUGCCUGUGCCCACUCAUGAGGACUUUGGAGAUGAUGCGGCCUCUAUGAACCCAGAUACAACUGAAUCCAACACUGCUGGCCAUAUUGACAGUACAGAAACUUUUGCUAUUGCUACUCGACGAGUUCCCAGACCUCUACAAUGGCUGAAUGACUUUGAAAGUGGGGAAGUUUUUCAGAAGAUGAAAAUUUUG
Ilex paraguariensis (yerba mate) is the source of this 270-nucleotide messenger RNA. The record is from the annotation of a GenBank genome assembly. Lineage: Eukaryota; Viridiplantae; Streptophyta; Magnoliopsida; Aquifoliales; Aquifoliaceae.